Monodelphis domestica (gray short-tailed opossum) is the source of this 2683-nucleotide messenger RNA. It is a transcript of the gene MC3R, whose product is annotated as melanocortin 3 receptor. Gene Ontology annotation, biological process: G protein-coupled receptor signaling pathway. Lineage: Eukaryota; Metazoa; Chordata; Mammalia; Didelphimorphia; Didelphidae. The record is from RefSeq and is a predicted model, not a curated record. Gene Ontology annotation, cellular component: membrane. Gene Ontology annotation, molecular function: melanocortin receptor activity.
UGAAAACCAGAGCUGUGGAUGAAACUCUCCUGAGCCCACGACCCCUUUCUCACCAUGAAACCAGCAGUUGUAACUGGGAUAACCAAUGACAGCAAUUUGGAGAACUGAAGAGAAGCUGAGAGUAAAUUGAUUUAAGUAUUGAAGAGAGUGACUGCCAACUGCUGCUUCUUCAGCUGAGAGCAGAGACAGAAGAAACAACAGCAAACUUCUCUACCCUUCAGCCCAGCACUAACCUUUCCCUGCACUUUCUUUCCAGAAGAGAAGAAUAAAACCCAGACUGUUGUCAAUAAGCUCCAAGAAAGGAAAAGGUAUCCUGAGAGAGAUUUGUUUUCUAAGCCACCUGGACUGUGCACUGUACUCCAGCUCUAAUCAUUCUCCUUUGUUGGCAAUGAAUGCUACUGGCUCCCUGCUUUCUUCUCAGAAUCUGUUGUCAAAAGGCACAGAGGAAGUCAAUGCCACUAUCCUCUUUAGCAACCAGAGCAGCCCUGGAUUCUGUGAGCAGGUCUUCAUCAAGUCCGAGGUCUUUCUAACUCUGGGAAUCAUCAGUCUCCUGGAAAACAUCCUUGUCAUCUUAGCCGUGUUGAAGAAUGGAAAUCUGCACUCUCCUAUGUACUUUUUCCUCUGCAGUCUGGCAGUGGCAGACAUGCUGGUAAGUGUGUCCAAUGCCUUGGAGACCGUGAUGAUUGCCCUCCUCACCAAUGACUACUUGAGCUUUGAUGACCAACUCAUUCAACAUAUGGACAAUGUCUUUGACUCCAUGAUCUGCAUCUCUCUGGUCGCCUCCAUCUGCAAUCUCUUGGUCAUUGCCAUUGAUAGGUACAUCACAAUUUUCUAUGCCCUGCGAUACCACAGCAUCAUGACAGUGAAAAAAGCUAUCACCUUGAUUGGGGCCAUCUGGAUCUGCUGUUUCAUCUGUGGCAUCAUGUUCAUCGUCUACUCUGAGAGCAAGACCGUCAUCGUGUGUCUCGUUACUAUGUUUUUUGCCAUGCUGCUCCUCAUGGCCACCCUCUAUGUGCACAUGUUCCUGUUUGCCCGGCUACACAUCAAACGUAUUGCAGCACUACCAGCGGAUGGGGCGAUGCACCAACAUACCUGCAUGAAGGGGGCGGUCACCAUCACUAUUCUACUGGGGGUAUUCAUUUUUUGCUGGGCACCUUUCUUCCUCCAUCUCAUCCUCAUCAUCACAUGUCCCACUAAUCCUCAUUGCAUUUGUUAUACCUCCCACUUCAAUACCUACCUGGUCCUUAUCAUGUGCAACUCAGUCAUUGACCCCCUCAUUUAUGCUUUCCGGAGUCUUGAGAUGCGCAAGACCUUUAAGGAAAUAAUCUGUUGUUGCAGCGGUAUAAAUUCAGGGUAGUGUACCUCAUGCUGCGGGACCCUGAAAUGUAAGAAAUCACAUUCUGAAUACAUUACCCUAUAAUCAGUGGUUUAAAAUUUUCAUUAUUGUUUCUUUAAACUUCCUUUUAUUUAAAAAAGGAAUAAAUGCUUCUGAAAAAGAAUAUUGUGCAUAAAUUACCCUUUAAAUGGAUUUGCAUGGUGGUUAGAGUAGCAAAAAUUACUGUGUAUCUCCCCUAGUGUCACUCCAGGAAAAACAUGCUAGUCAAAAUCUGCAUUGGUUUCUAAAUCCAAGUUCUGUAAAAAUCUGUUUUCCUGUUAAACUACCUGAUUUCUAUGCUAUUAGGCACCAGGGCAAAAGAGGAACAUUAACAGGUAAAAGGAUUAUAAUCUCCUGGAAAAUUCGACCCUGUAACCACCUACUAAGGUCCUUCGGUACCCUGUUGGAAUUUAGUCUGGUGGUUUUGUUUUUAAUUAAGGAAUAAGAGUUGCUGCUUUCUUAUCCCUUUUAAGUAUGUCUUGAGCUGUUUCAAGUAGUACUUUCUAAGAUAAAUUAACUCUUUAUGAAACAUCAAGAUGCUGGCUGACUUGUCAUCUAGCUUUGUAAUGUAACCAGCUUCUGCAGUAAAGGGAGCCUUCAAAAUACUGACAAAAGCAAGCCAGUGGGUUUGGGUAAAGUUAGGGAGUACCCUUGACCAUCGUACUGUUACAUCACUUUUUUGAGGAAUGGAUUAUUCUUUUGAGGCUUUCUCCUACUUUGUUUUUCUAAUGUCUUUAAAAAAGAAAAAGCGAGAAUGAGAGAAUUUUCCUCUCUGACUUAACAUGAGCAAUUGCUAUGUUCAUUCACAAGACAAAAUUUGAAAACUGUUGAUUUAACCUUUCAGAGCCUUCUUCUGUUAGUCUCAAAACAGGUGAGAAAUCUAGUUGCUUUCUUAGACUUUUCUGUUGAAAGUACUGUGACCAAAUUCACAUGCUGUAUUCUUGAUAUCUUAUAUUGAAGAAAAUGUGUUCUGAGUUUCCUUUAGCACUUUUGCACUGGUGCUCUGAAGGCUAUGAAUUUCCUGAGUGAAUUCCUUGAAUAGCCUGAAUUGUUAAGUGUAUUCUGUCUUCACUGAGUAACCAAGUAAUUGCAUUUUAAUACUGAUGUGAUACUGUGCUCUUUUAAUGUGAAAAAUAGAAGCUUUUAGUGAUUCUGAUAUUUAUUUGUCUUUAAAGUUGUUUUGUGAUACUGGUAAACUUAUUCCCUGCUAUGCUUAUGUUGCUCUCAAGUGGUGAGAGUUGUUUGAUGCUGCUAAAAUUAAAAGGAAAGUCCCCAAAUGUGUUCUAUUUUAAAUAAAUUAUAUGAAAA